AUGUGGAAAUACAUGUGUAUGAUGCUGUGCCUCAGCGCCUGCUGUAGCGCGGGACCGGCGGCCUAUCAGAAGAGGAAUAUGCCCAUAAUGGCGCGCGAGGAUACGCCGUUGGUGGCGGAACAAGAGGAAAUGCCUGAGGAGCCUGAGGCGGUGGCCGCAGCGGAUGUUGCGCCCAUGGUUGGCACUUUAACGCUGCCCAGCAAUGCCACCUCCAUUCGAGCCGACAUUACCGACAACUUCUCGUGCGCCAACAAGUCUUAUGGCUAUUAUGCAGAUGUUGAGAACGACUGUCAGAUUUUCCAUGUGUGUCUGCCUGUGACUUAUGCUGAUGGCAAAGAAAACACCUUUAGGUGGAGCUUCAUUUGCCCCGAGGAAACAGUUUUCAGUCAGGAAUCCUUUACCUGUAUGCGUCGCGAGGACAUGACCAUUGAAUGUGAGGACUCUUCUAGAUACUACGAUCUAAACGGAAACUUUGGUUUGCCAACAGAGGAGGAAAAUAUUAAGCAGCCUGCCAGCAGUAUGGUCGACAAUGAGGAACCACAAAUGCAGAAUUCGAAACCCAUGCAAUCCCAUAGGCCCAUGGAGAGCACAAUGCCCAUUGCUGCUGAGCCCACCAUGGAUCAGGCUAAGCCAGUGAAGGCCCAGAAACCAAAGCCCAAACCUAAUCGCCGCAAGCCAGCUCUCAGCUAUAACAAGCCACAGCCGCAGCGCAAGGCACCUCCAGCUACCGCCAUGCCCAGUGAACCGGUGGAAGAGCCUAUUGCCAUUAUCGCCAAUCCAACUCCCUUAGAGCUAGAGUCAAAGCCACAGAAGCCACAGCGUUUUAGCGAACAGCCGCACAAGGAGAAGCCUCAAGUAAUCAAGGUAGCCGUCACUCCCACACGCACUGAACUCUUCAAUUCCAAUCGCAAGCGCCCUGCCAUCUUUAAUAAGAACAGCGCCCCAAUCGCCCCUAAGCCUGUGGAGGAAAGUGAAACAGUGACCGAAGCUAUUGUGCAAGCGGAGCUCGGUGAGCCACAGCCCACGCUAAAGUUACAGACCAUGUUUAUUCAGCCUGUUGUGGAGGCAACGGAGGCGGAUGUCGCAGCACAGGCCUCGGAGGCUGCUGAGGUCAUAACCUCACCUGAACAGACAGAGGAAGCACUUAAAGUGGAUGAGGCUAGGCCCACAAAGGAUGAAAUUACCACCGAUGUCGAGCAGGUGGCACCAGUCGAGGCUAUAGAAGAGAUACCAGCAGUCAUAGUUGAGACUUUGGAGGAAAAACCAAAAGAGACUGAGAAGGUAGUGGAAUCUGAAAGCAGCAACAGUGAACAGCAGCCAGAGAAGGAACUGAUUACUGUGGCCAAAGCUCCCGCCGAACCAUCAAUAAUAGAGCCCAGUAGUUCUGGCGAGGACGCUUCAAAUAACAUUGAGGCAAUGGAGGCGGCCAAGCCCGCUGAUGCGCCAGAGAGUAUGCAAGCCACGCCUGAGAUGGAACAUCAUAGUCCCUUAGUUGAGGAGGUGCUGGAGAGCAGCAGCAGCCAUGAGGUACAGAAGGAGUCCAUCGGUGGCUUCAAGCCUGUCGAUCCUGUCAUGGCUGCCGAGGCGGAGCAGCUGAUCACCGAUUUUCUGAACACAUUACGAAAGAAUGAAGAGAAGACUGAGACCGAACUGGUCAAUAAUGGCAUGCAUAUGGCUGAAACGAUUAAUGGAGAGACUGAAAAAGAAGAAGAGCUACCGGUAAACGCAUUGAAACACUCAAGUGAGCUCCAAACUGCAGACGAAGCUAUUUCUAUUGAAGAAGCCAAACUGCCAGAGCCUGAAAUAAUCGAGAAGGAGGCUUCGGUGGAGGAGCAGCUACUGGAAUCCGAACAGCCCAAGCAAGAGCAGCAACUGAAAAAGGAUUCGCCCAUCACCAACAUUUUGAUGUUGAAUAGUUUGCCCUCAGACUCGUAUCAAAUACCAGUGCAGGUCAUUGACACGACCAAGGUCGAGGAAGCACCUGAAGAUAAACAGCCCGAGACUGAAGAGAGCAUUGCUACAGCUGCCUAUAUGCCACCGAUCAGCAUUGACGAUAUUGUGGAGCUUGUCAAGGAACGUCUUGACCAAGCGCCCAAGGGCGAGCAGAUGUCACCAAUGGAAUUGGUUCUUACGCCUGGUGCGGCUGCUCCCAUGACGCUAAUCCAAAGCACAAACGAACCGGCUCAAGAGCAGCCCAUAGAACCAGAUCAGAAACCGGAGGCGAAUGCGGAGCUGCCGGCUACACAAGAGGCUGAACAGCAGCCAGAAGAGGAGGUUAUUUUACCCAUCUACAAGCGUGUUUUCUCAGCGGAACCGAGCAUGGCCGUAGUACAGACAGCCCCGGUCACCGCUACCAAGGUGGAGACUGUCGAGCAGGCAGUCCAAACCGAGCCAGAGGAAGUGCGACAGCCCAAAUCGGCACGGGCACACCAAACCUCAACCGCUGGCAGUAAAAUGGAUGCCCGCAAGCGACGUUUCCUUUUCCGUGCCGAUGCCAGCUAA
Scaptodrosophila lebanonensis is the source of this 2502-nucleotide messenger RNA. RefSeq names its product titin. Gene Ontology annotation, molecular function: chitin binding. Gene Ontology annotation, cellular component: extracellular region. The record is from RefSeq and is a predicted model, not a curated record. The coding region runs from base 1 to 2502 and encodes 833 amino acids. Lineage: Eukaryota; Metazoa; Arthropoda; Insecta; Diptera; Drosophilidae. The transcript has 5 exons.